Messenger RNA from Homarus americanus (American lobster), 2145 nucleotides. Its product is annotated as RNA-binding protein 45-like. Gene Ontology annotation, molecular function: RNA binding. The transcript has 11 exons. The coding region runs from base 11 to 1726 and encodes 571 amino acids. The record is from RefSeq and is a predicted model, not a curated record. NCBI's taxonomy places the organism in Eukaryota, Metazoa, Arthropoda, Malacostraca, Decapoda, Nephropidae.
UCGGGAAAAGAUGGCGUCAACAGACAAGCUCUCGCGUCGCUACGAAUCCAGAGAUAAUUUCCAUGGCUCUGACGGUGGUAAAUAUGGCAAAGAAUCAAAAUAUGACGAUCCUCCUCACUCUCGAUUGUUUAUUGUAUGUGGAAAGUCCAUCACAGAGGAGGAUUUCCGUGAAAGCUUUUCCAAGUAUGGCACCAUUGAGGAAAUAUGGGUUGUGAAAGAUAGAAACACUGAGGAACCUAAAGGUGUUACAUACAUCAAGUUUUCCAAAACAUCUGAGGCAGCGCUGGCCAUGGAAGAGAUGAAUGGUCGCUGUAUUGGAGGUCACCCAAGACCACUCAAGGUUCUCAUUGCACACAGCCGUGACCAAGGAUCACGACGGGACAUGAAUGAGGAGGAGAGACUAUUGCGACUGUUUGUAGUGGUUCCCAAGUCACUCUCUGAAACUGACCUACGUGAACAUUUUGUUCAGUUUGGGGACAUUGACUAUGUUUCCAUCGUGCGAGACCGCAAUACACGAGACAGCAAAGGCUUUGCUUAUGUCAAAUAUCACAGAAUGUCUCAUGCAGCGAAAGCUUUUGAAAGCUGUGAUCGCACCUUCAAACCAGUUUUUGCUGAUCCUAAGCCCCAGAAAAGUGACGGUAUUAAGUUUGAUGGUGGUGGCGGCAGAGACUUGAGGGGGGAUAUCCGGGGCAGUGAUGGAGGUUAUGGAUACUCGUCAGGACCUCUCACACCCCAUAUCAAUAAUCAUCAUUCACCUUUUGAUGCCAUUUCAUACAUGGACACAAGUGGGCUAAAUCCUGAGGGUGUGACGCGGCUGACUGUAAUUGCUUCGCCGACCCUCAACCAGGACCAGCUCUGGAAGUUGUUUGACCUUAUCCCCGGUCUUGAUUACUGCGACCUGAGGAAAGACCGCAAGUCUGGACAGAUGGCUCAUCAUCAGGCGCGAGGAGUUGCCACCGUGGUGUAUAAUAAUAUUCAGUCUGCAACCUAUGCCAAAGAGAAACUUCAUGGAUUUGAAUAUCCACCUGGCCAGAGAUUGAUUGUCAAGUUUGAUUCUCACCAUGACAUGCCUCCAGGGCCACCACCCAUGAUGUCAGGCGCUCCAGGAGGCCCACCGUUUGCAGGUUUGCCUCGAGGUGUAACAGGUGCUAUAGCCCCACACAAUGGUACUAUGGGAGGGAGUCCUCCUGGCAGUAUGAAUGUAGCCCCCCAGUCUCUUUCUGGUGGACAGCCAAACAGCAAUAUUCAACAGAAUUUAGCACAGUUAGCUGAGACCAUUGCCCAAGCAACAUCUCUCAUACAGGCUGCAGGACUAAAUCAGGGACCUGGUAAUGUGAACAACAUAGGAGGAAGUCCAGGACAACUAAGUGGAGGAGAAACAUAUGAUCCAUCAUAUUGCUCUGUUAAGCUACCUCCCCCUCAACCACUGGCGCCAGUUGAUUCUGCUGUUGCCGAGAGAUUGUUUAUUGUAUGCCAUCCAUCACCACCACCCAUAUACGCGCUAAAGGAUGUUUUUGGAAGGUUUGGAAGUCUUAUUGAUAUCUACAUGCUAAAUGGCAAAACUUUUGGAUAUGCAAAAUAUUCUUCUAAGGAAUCUGCAGACAAGGCCAUUGUGGUGUUACAUGGGCAAGAGGUACUAGGCUCCCGGUUGAAGGUAAUGGAGGCUGACCCACACGACAAAGCCGAUUCUGGUCGCAAGAGACUGCGCAUCGAUGAUCAGAGUUGAGCAAGCUCACGCAAAGAGCAGCGUGUUGACAUCGUGACUACGCCGACCACACAACGGACAGUUACGGACAGCCAACACAGCGACCUAAUACUACCCUAACCAACCAACGAUCCAAUGAACCAACCAACCCCUUGUACCUUUAGACAACCACCUCCAACAGUCAUGUUCCCAGUGACGCCCAACACUUUGUGUAACAAACUCGCAAACGACUUGCCCAUGAGGCUGCAGUGCACAUGUGACUACACACAGGUGACUUAAUUGUAGAUGAAUGUUUGUGCAGGCAUCUGUACAUGCAUGACGUCAGAUUCUUUGCUUUUUUCUUUGUCCUUUUUUUUUAUUAUUGUUCUACUAGUAACGGGGGGAGGGGGUGUUGUUGAACUGGUUAAGCAAACUACUUUUUUUUUUUUUUUUUUUAAUAU